Messenger RNA from Sycon ciliatum, 10444 nucleotides. Its product is annotated as von Willebrand factor-like. NCBI's taxonomy places the organism in Eukaryota, Metazoa, Porifera, Calcarea, Leucosolenida, Sycettidae. Gene Ontology annotation, cellular component: extracellular region; extracellular matrix. Bases 146 to 9814 code for a protein of 3222 amino acids. Gene Ontology annotation, molecular function: protein binding; peptidase inhibitor activity. The record is from RefSeq and is a predicted model, not a curated record. The transcript is spliced from 106 exons.
ACAUACGCAACAUCAUUCGCAACUCAGCUACAUGUAGGUAGCUGGCAAGCUAGGCUCUAGACGACGUCCUUCCUCGCAUAGGUGUGUGCUGCUGUUAUUGCCACAGUGCGAUCCUUCAUCGCUUCGUCUACUGAGACCUGCAACGAUGAGAAUACGACGCUCGACAGGGCUCCUUGCCCUCGCCAUGGCCACGCUGUGCCUGGUUUUCGUAUUACUACUUGCUACCACAGCCAAUGGUAUCGACCAACAGGUCAUGGGCUCCGAGGAAGAAGCUCUCAGUGAUCUGUUCGGAAACCUCGAUGGAGACCUCAAGUCCGGAUCCCAAUCUGCAGCUCAGCUUCGGCAUAGCCCCAACCCUCAUCCCCCUCCAGCGGCACCGAAGACUCCCGCGGCGGCAGGACAUUUCUGUGGAACGGUAAAGAAACAGGUGGACGUUGUCUCUCACACAGUCAAGGUCACUCGCCUUCAGCGUGAGACACACAGGAGCCUGUGCAAGGACGAGAUGACUGGGCAGAUGUAUAACUGCGUGCAAUGGAAACUACAGCCAAUAGUUGUCGCAAAGAAGGUCACUCAGCCGGUAAUGAAGGAUGUACCAGCAUGCUGCGAGGGCUGGUCUGGCGAGGACUGCACUAUUGCUAUGCCUAAAGCUGGUGUUUGCCCUAGCGCCAUAUCCGUCGACUCAAUGGAGCCGUGCGGAGUGCACUGCAGCGUGGACCGUGACUGUGACGGUGUUGAGAAGUGCUGUAACACGACGAUGUGUGGCAGUGCAUGUAGUGCCCCGGCAUCCGAGCAGGAACGAAUGCUUCCUGAUAUGGAUCCAAUGCUGGCAAAGGUGCAGCUGAUGGAGGACACAAACUCGAUGCAGGACACAAACUCAAUGGAGGACACUAACUCAAUGGAGGAUACAAACGCGAUGGAGGACACAAACCCUAUGGAGGAUACAAACUCGAUGGAGGAUGAAAACUCGAUGGAGGAUACAAACGCGAUGGAUGACUUUCUGGUUGGUCGUGCCGUGACCACACCGUUUGCUUUCAAAGCACACAUCGCCUUGUCUCAGAUGGAUAAAUCGCCGUACUACGCGCUGUGCUCGGUGUGGGGUUUCGACCAUCUCCGUGCUUUCAACAACCGCUUCGUCAACUUCACGGGUGGCUGUCAAUACACACUGGUGAAAAGCUCCAAGGUGGAUAUCGCUUACGAGAAUACGGACUCUUGCUUGAAACUCCGUUCAGCAUCCGGAUGUCAGAAGAGGCUCUUUCUUCGCUUGAGAGAAAGGAAGGAGAUCGACGUCAGUGUGUACAGAUCAGACAAUGACCUACUUCCAACUGUGCAUGUGAAGGGCCAAGAUCAGAAGAUACCCACCAAGGUCGGACAUGCCUUCUUUGAGCACAUUGGCGACUAUGUGAUUAUCUUUGGCAACAAUUGGAAGGUCCUGUUCGACUACAAGCAAGGUACCAUUCACAUCAUGUUUGCCAAGGAGAGUGUCGAUGGACUGUGCGGAAACAUGGCCGAUGAACCCGGUUAUAUUGCUGAUGACAAACUGUCCGUGUAUGAGUUGCGAUGGAAGUGGCCAUCCAGUAUCAGCUCGCCAUUUUGUUCUGCAAUUGAAACCAUCAGCUACAAGGGAGUUGACCCAUGCCAGGAUUCUCGCUUAACACCAGCACAGCGUGAUGUUGCCAGACAGCGAUGCCGAGAUCUGAACAAUACUGAAUUCUCCGACUGUCAUGCCGUCAAUCAAACCGUUCUGCCGCUGAACAAGUACAUGGAAGCCUGCGAACGUGACGUUUGCGCUGGCAUUCUGGACGGUGUGGACUCCAGACUACUGCCUUGCUCCACAGCCACUGAGUAUGCACGCCAGUGCAAGAUCUUCUGUGCAAGCGCUGCCAACAGUCUGAGCUGGCGAAGGCCUGACUUUUGUCCUGUAGCAUGUGGAAAAGAUCAAGUUUACAAGGAAUGCGACUCGACAUGUCCAAAGUCCUGUGCUGCUGUGGAUGCGACCACGCAGAGUUGCUCCGAUCACUGUAUUGAUGGCUGUGCCUGUGAUGAUCAUCUCUACGUCAAUAACAGCCUUUGCUACGACAUCAGCAAGUGUUCUUGCUCAUACAUGGGAACGCUAUACAACCCUGGCGCUUCUGUUCACCAGCGAUGCGCUACUUGCACUUGUAAUAAUGGCAAGUGGAGCUGCGCGUCACGUGAUUGUUCAGGUACCUGUUCUAUCACGGGUAACACACGCAUCAUCUCCCUGGAUGCCAAUGUCUACUACUACGCCUUCUCACAGUGCAGUUACGAAGUUGUCAAGGCAGCGGACGACUCUUUCAGUGUUGAAGUCAAAUUCUCUGCUUGCUCAGUAGCAGCUACGUCCUACUGCAUGUCUGAGGUUGCAAUCUAUUGGAAGUUAGCCACAGUGAUCAUGAAGCCGAUGAGUACUCUGGUGCGUGAGGACAACGUCACACAGAGUCCGACCUUGCCCUACAAAGGUGCUAUGGUCAGCAUCAUCAACGCCUCGUCUCACUUCCGCCGAGUAGAGAUCUCUGAUGUACACAGUCCUGACCUUGUUGUUGAAUGGAACGGAGCAGAACGUCUUUACAUCAUAGUUGCUUCGAAUUACAAGGCUCCGAGUCAGACUGCAGAGAAAAUCACUGGUCUUUGUGGGAAUUUUGACGGCGACACAGCAAAUGAUCUUCAGGGCCAAAUUCCUGAGGACUUUGGCGAUGGUCAGCGAACUGAGAAAAGUAAACUGAGCGCUGAGUGUCAGGUGGCGAAAAAACCCAGUACCUGCCCAGAUUCGGUGGAGACAUCGAAGAAAAGCUGCGGAAAGUUGCUAAAUUCUGCCAUGAUCUUUGGCAAGUGUUGGAAUGUGGUGCCACUGUUUGGAUCAGCGUACGGCAACUUGAUUACGAAGUGCGAGCAAGAUGUGUGCAGGUGUCCCGAUCAAGCUCUGGCUAGUGUUAUCCCGGGUCAAUCCUGCCUGUGCCAGAGCUUGGCUACCUAUGCACAUCUGUGUGCGUUGAAUGGAGUCCGUCUCGACUGGCGGCUACACUUCCCUGCGUGUAGAAUUGACUGUCCAGCAAAGCAGCGCUACAAGGAAUGCGGUCAGCCCUGCCCUAGCACAUGCCCAAUGAUGCUCAAGUCACAAGAAGCACUCUGCAACAAAACUGAAUGUCUGGAAGGUUGUGAGUGCGAGCCAGGAUUUGUCCAUGACCAAACACCACAUGGAGCAUGUGUGACACCAUCGGAGUGCUCAUGUGUUGACAAUAACGAAGCAUACAAAUCAGGCAGCAUCAAAGUCAAGGACAUGGACACUGGUGUGAAUAAGUGCACGUGUAAGAACGGAGGAUGGGAUUGUGUACCAUACGUUGCCAGUCAGCUGAACUGCACGGAUGGUAAGGUGCACAAGGUGUGUGUCUCGCCGUGUGAAGCCACCUGCGCCAACCAGAACCCGACACACUGUGCAAAGAGCAAAUGCACAGAUCGCUGCACGUGUCCCGAUGGCUACUUUCAAGUCAGUGACAAGAACACAACCUGUGUCAAGCGCGACCAGUGCCCGUGUGUGUUUGGAGCGAAGCAGUUUGCAUCCGGCUUUGUCUAUCCCCUUAGCUGUAAUAACUGUACUUGCACAAAUGGAGCUUGGGACUGCACCAAGAGCAGCUGCAGAGGAUUCUGUGCGGCAACGGGCGAUCCCCAUUACGAGACGUUUGAUGGCCUCCGCUACAGCUUCCAAGGUCAAACAAAAUAUGUGCUGGCGCAGUAUCUGAAGGAGUUCAUGAUCCUGGCGGAGAAUGUGGACUGCGGUGAGGAUGGUGUGACGUGCACCAAGUCAGUUCAGAUUCACCUUGCACCGUUCAACAGCACGGGACAUGUGAUUGAGCUGGAUCAGAAGUUGAAAGUACAAGUUGAUAAUGUGCCUGUCAGCCUGCCAUAUGAUAUCUGUACUGCCAGAAUCAUGUACAACAAUCUGUUUGUCGUAGUUGAGGACGAGGCACGGAAAUUCAAGGUGUCCUGGGAUGGUUCAAUGCGUGUAUACGUGGAAGUAGAUCCUUGCUACGAGGGACAGAUGGUGGGUCUGUGUGGUGACUUUGAUGGAGACGCUAGUAACGACCUCAAAUCAAGAAGUGGAAUCGUCGAGGCUAAUGUCUACGCCUUUGGCAACUCCUGGAAGGUGGAUUCAAACGCACUGGACACACCGUUCCAGUACAAUUCAACUUGCGACUUGAAGGGUGGUCUUCGCCGUCUUGAGGCGAAGGCGAUCUGUGAAGAGGCACUGCGGUCGCCGGUAUUCGCUGCGUGUCGCGAUGUGAUCGACGUUGCUUACUAUGUGGAUAGGUGUAUAGAAUCAACAUGUGCCUGUGACAAGCCGGGAGAUGAUCGCUGCAAGUGCACCUCCAUAGCCCACUAUGCCCACAUGUGUGGCCGCAAGAACCUCUGCAUCAAGUGGAGAGAGCAGUUUGGAUGCCCUAUGCAGUGUACAGGUACAGCCGAGUAUGACGCAUGCACCUGCCCAAACCGUUGUCCCGGCACCCGGGAUAAAUGCACACGCAUGGAAUUCCACGAAGGCUGUACAUGUCCUGUCGGAGAGGUAUACAAUGGCGUCGACUGUGUUCCGUGUCCGACUUGUGUUCAUAACGGAUCCCCCGUCAGCGUGGGUUACACCGACAAUGGACAGGAAUGCCUGUCUGGCCACAGUGACAUGACUGCAGUAUGCCCUGUUCCUCCCGGUCCCCAGUGCUGUCGGACGGACACAUGCGUUGCUAACAUCACAUGCGAUCGUUGCUACACACCUUCGCUGCUGGAUAAGGAGCCUGGGAAAUGCUGCAGAUUCUCUUGCAAGAAGAACUGUACGGAUAACUAUGGCUGCCCUGACCGAAUUAGUCCGCAGAGCGGCAGCAAGUGCACACCAGCCAAGAAGAGAAUCACUACUGCAUGCUGCGUAACAGAGAGUUGCGACUGUCCGAUCAAACCUGGGUGUGCAGCAUGCCAGUAUCAAAAAGUCAAAACGACAUGGGAUGAGGCAACAUGCUGUUAUACCUACAACUGUGAGUGCGACUUGACAAAAUGUCCGGCUUUUAAGCAGAGUCACCAGAAUCAAAUCAGCCAGGGUCUGCAAAGUCACCAGAAUUUGACACGGCAAACAUGCUCUCUGGGCCAAUGUCAUGGAACCAACAGCAACACCAGUCUAUCGUGUAGCAGCUGCUGCAGCUCGUCUGUGGACAUACACGAAUGUUAUUGUGACACGAGGUGUAGCGACACGUGUCGCCCUCACAACUGCGGAAAGUGCCAAAUCGUUACAGAAACGGCUGCUUCAAUGAUUGGAACCGAUUGUUGCCCUACCUACACAUGUACCGACCUUGGACCCUCCUAUCCAAACUGUACAGUGCCCUCAUGUGGCCAGUGCGAUGACAAGUAUGCAAAGCUGAACAGCACGGCAGGUUUAGAUGAAGAAUGUUGUCCACAGUACGACUGUGUCUGUGAUCAGGCGAAGUGCACAGAAGCAGCAACUCGCUACAAAGGAAGCAAUAUACUGCCAAGUGGACAGUCUUAUGACGACCGAACACAAUCAGGCGUCGGUGUUUGCAACAAGAGUAAGCAAGAAAACGUGACAACAGAUUGUGGCUGCUGUACUGUGCCUAUCUACGAACCUGAAUGCUGCAGCGAGACUUGCCCAACUAAGCAUUGUUCUCAAAAUUGUCCAAGACAAGAACUGGUGAGAGUGCGCAAUGCUACAAUGAAUGGAACUGACUGCUGUCCGGAAGACACGUGCGUGGACAAGCCAGUUCCUCUGUGCAACUCUUCCUGUUGUGACCUAGAGGAUGUGGAGAUUCUUGACGGCGCUGUCAAUGCCACAGAGUGCUGUAACAUAACGCGCUGUCAGUGCAAUAGUGCAAAGUGUGGCAGUGCAAAGGACGGCUACAAACUGCAGAAUCCUGGGAUCUACAAUAGUUCUUACAAGUGCAAGCAGGGCUUUUGUCUGGUAGAGAACAAAACGAUUUCAUUGUCGCAAGGCUGUCCUGACUGCUGCAAAAUAACUACGUAUUUUUGCAUUAAUGCCAACUAUCAUGAACCUUGCAAGAACGGCACCUUGACAAGCUGUCCGUGUGAAUUGGAGGAGCUUGUUACUGAAUACUCCGACUCUUCAUGCUGUCCCACAAAAACAUGUAAGUGUAACACUACUAGCAGUGAUUGUAGUACUAAGCAGAGCGCCUUCAUGCAGAGCCAUCCACCAAACGACACUUUCCGUUACAACUCCAGCGCUACAUGUCAAAAGGGUGGUGUUAUAGUAUAUAGUCAUGCCCGGCCUGUAUCAGCGGAUGGAUGUGGAAAGGACUGCUGUCCUCUACUGAACAUCUAUAAGUGCGAGUGUAAGAAUGAUACAUGCCACAUCGCGGAUCAAAAGCAUCAAAAACACCAGAAGUGCACAAAUGCGGGUGGAGUAUGGAGAGUUGACCAAGUAGCCAGCAACAGCUAUCCUGACUGUUGCGCCAACUGGACUUGUGGUUGCAACUGCAGCGAUUGUGUUAACGAGACGUGUAGCCCGUGCUACAAUGCAACGUAUAGUUUGGGUGAAUGUUCAAGCAGUUCGUAUGUGUACAACCAUGGCUUCAAGAACUGCUGCUCUACGGUGGACUGUGGGAUAAAGAUUGACAAGUGCAGAGGUGAACCACAAAUUCCUAGUGACUGUCCAAUCUUUCAUAAGUUUGUAACAGGUGUUGAAGCCAAUGGCUGCUGUAACAGAUGUGAACCUAUUUGCAACACGUCCACUUGUGACGAUUGCCCUCGCACUCCGCCGUCCCUCUUAUCACGUAGGUGUCAAAAUAUGACAACAAUACUAGGCCAGUGCAGCAACAGCACAACAUCUCCAGCAUGCUGUGAUGUACACGCUAUAGUAAACCGAACCUGCCCUUCAUUGACAUGCAACAGCUUGAACUAUGAAACAAAGACAGUCGCCAACUACACUGACGACAUCUGUUGCUCAACGUGUGAGUGUGACUGUAAGGCCUGCCCUGCUCCACCACCAUGUUUGGAGUGUGAAUCAGCUGAGAUUGUCAGCGAUGGGUUCUGCCGUGAUCCGUUAUCACCCUUCCCUGGCAAAUGUUGCCCAGAAUACAAAUGCAAGUGCACUGAUGCCAAGUGUAGCGCUACCAAGCAGAAGCAUCUCAUUGACUAUGGCCGUGCUUUGAACCAGAGCAAGUCUUGCCCUCAGGGAUUCUGUCCAGAGUUCUUCCCGCAAAACUGUUCAGACUGCUGCACGUACAAUCCUUACGAAUGCCUCCCAGUCAAGGAUAAAUGCAAUAUGACUCAAAAGACCUGCUGUAAGGCAAUGCAAUCCGUGAUGGUGUACGACGGCUCUAUUUCGGAGUACAACAGCUCUAACUGCUGUCCAAGCUUCGCUUGCAAAUGUGUGAAUGAUACCACUUGUGCUGGACUCCGGUCACAGCACGUCAAGCAGAAUACAAACACGGCAAAACACUAUGAUCAAAAUUUCCAGUGUAAUACUGUAAAUACUAGUUUAAAGCUUGAAUCGAUCGGUUUUGAGUCGGUGUUCAACGAGUCGUGCACGAAUGAUGCUGGGUCACCGUGCUGUACAGUGGAGGCUUUCCAGUGUGUGUGCAACUGUAGUGACUGUGCAGCAACUCCGUCUUGUGCAGGAUGCGACGAUCCGUGGAGGGUGUUAAAUCCUGCUACCAAGGGGAAGUGCAACAAUUCCGCCUCCGCUGCACACUGUUGUGAUAAGUACACCUGCAAGUGCAAAUCGCCACCCACCAGAAAUUGCUCGGACUCUAAACUUAAAAACAGCAAGUGUGGCUGUCCGUACCAAGAGUGUGACACGUCCCAGGAUAAGCCUGUCGACUGCUGUUGCGGAACAUUGGUGGUGGAAAAGAAUGGAACUGGUACUCCCUGUAACUGCUUUGAUAAGAAAUUCUGUGCCAAAAGAAGUUGCCCUGUCACAUUUCCUCUUGAAUCUGGUGAAAGCGUUGACAAAUACUGUCCUCCUGGAUUCAACGGCAAAGAAACAAAGUACUCAUCGGAUUCUUGCUCGGCAACAGAUUGCCAGGGCUGUGGAGCUUGCAGCUGCAAACCUUGCACAGACGUGGCCCAUUCUAUAGACAUGUGUAACGGCGCUCCUGGAUGCAUCACCGUGAUAAACGAAACAGCUGAUCACCAUCGGACGAUUAUUCCGAGUACAAACCUUACAGUACCAUACAACUGCUGUAUAGCUUAUCCAAUCUGCGACAUCGUCAACUAUCCGUGCCCCACAUGUGACAGUUGUAACGAAACGGUAGUGACAAAGAAUGCCACUGGCGAUGCACGGAAAGGAGAAUGCUGUCCAGAGAUUAGCUGUAAACCAUUAGACUGCGGGCUAAAAAAACCACCGCCUGUUACACCUCCAACAACAUGCAAUACAGAAUACAAUGUGACCAUUCAUACUUACGAUGCCUGUUCUGAUACGCAGCAACAUAGAUGCUGUGGCUGUCUCAAAACUGUGACGAAUGUGUCAUCUUGUGAGUGUCAAAGCAAGAACUGGACUCUAGUGCCGGACAACUGUGCUAAUGGGACGUGCUGUCAGAACUUCACCUACAUAUUUGAAUGCAACGGAACAGUGCAAUACAAGUAUGAGGUCAACCCUGAAUGCGAGAAAAACUGCUCGGUGUUGAGUCUGCAAGUAUGCAACAAUGGUUGCUGUGUGUGUAAACCAAAGCCAAUAUGUAACCACAUUCUAAUCUACCAUCCCGACACACCAAGAUAUGAAUUCAAGCAAUGCCAUAUCUACCUGAAGGAGCAGGGCUAUAACGCGUCUAUCUGUAACAGAGCACAGGAAUACGGUGCGCAGGCAGGCUGCAACGUCUCUCAAGUGUGCCCAGCAAGUCAAGACAUGCUAGGAACGCCGAAUUGUACAUAUAAUACAACGAUGGUGAAUACCACUGAGUGCUGUCAGGAGAGGUGGCAUUGUACCAACGAGUCUUGUGCAGUUGCGCCAGGUGUCCCCUGCUGUACGCCACAGCUCCCAACUUGUCUCACAUGUGAAUAUCCGGUCAAAAAAACUGAUGCCAACAACUGCCCAUCGUAUAAAUGCGUUCGAGUUCCAGCACCAACUCAACCACCACAGUGUCCUUGUAAUAACACGGAGCCUCAGGUCAAUGGAAGAACUCCAGAUGGGUGCCACGAUAAGUUUUCUUGCGGGUGCAAGAGGGUGAAUGUAAGCUUGCCUUCAACAUGCUGUCCACCGGGACAUAAGAUGACACAGACAGUGGUGGAGUCCCCCGACAAUUGCACAUGUCAAUAUUCCAACUACACAUGUGAGCCAGUGUGCCCAUACAACAGCACUUGUAGGAGCCACACUGACUACAAUGAAAUGCCGGAAGUGUGCGUUUUGGACAGCCCCGAUUGUACUAGACAGCUUCAGUGUAAGCCAUCCCUGUGCCCUCCACCUCCGCCUUGUUACUCACCGAAAAUUCUUAACACAACUUUUGUAUCACCUCUCAUUCCGUCCGGAGAAAACUGUAGCUGCUGCAACGUAACAGAAUGCGUGUGUCCACUAAAUUGCAGUGCCGUCAAUAAGACAUGCGAUGACUGCAAUAAGACGUUGGUGAUCACCAAGAAUGAGUGUGGCUGUGAUGAGGGCAAAUGUGUUGACAAAUGCUCAGUGGUAAAGUGCCCGCCACUUUCCUGUCCACAGGCUGAUCGCUACACAGCACCAGGUGACUGUUGUCAGGCUUGUAAAGCACCAUCAUGCCCAGUGUGCCCGGCCAUACCAGCGUCAUGUGCAGCCACGACACCCUACAGUACUACACCCAUGCCAUCAACAAACUUGGUAGGAUAGUUGGAUGACUGUGCAUGAGUUCGUGGUAUGCCGAGGAGAGUCUGAGCAAACACCCACCCCUACAGGUAUUCCUCUGUGGAAUCAUAGGUUGAUCGCGGCGGCCUGACCGCCUGACCGGCUACAGUUCUACAUGUACAAUGAUGAUGAUCAUGUUUCUCACAGCCCAGUCCUGCCACGUCUUUUGUAAGUUGUGUUGCAUCCUGAAACCUUGUAUCUGUUCACUCCCUACAAUCCCCAUCCCUACCAUCAUUCGCAUUCUGCUGAGUCUUAGUCAAGUUGUACGCAAGCAGUGCUCACUCCAUUUGUUUUGUUUUGCCUGCAUAGAACUCUAGUCGCAUGUGCCCGGCAGCUUUGUGAUGUUGAACAGCAUUUACUGGUGUUCCUGUGCUUGGCAACGUGCAGUUCUCAGUUUGAUGUUGCUUGCUGCAUAUGGCUUGUUCUCAUGCAAAUGCCGCUACCAGAAUAAUAUAUAUAAACUUGUUUUUCUCCUGCAAGUGCCUGCAAGAAAAUGUUUGUGUUUGCUAGUGCUGCGCCGUCUUAUUGUUAGACAUUGGUGCAUUCGCAGUCCAAUUGCCUUCUUUUGAUUUUGCACGCAACAUACUUCGAAGUAAUGAAGUAAUUUAUACUCAA